This is a messenger RNA of Bactrocera dorsalis (oriental fruit fly), 8284 nucleotides long. RefSeq lists its product as uncharacterized. Bases 1253 to 1459 code for a protein of 68 amino acids. Lineage: Eukaryota; Metazoa; Arthropoda; Insecta; Diptera; Tephritidae. The transcript has 3 exons. The record is from RefSeq and is a predicted model, not a curated record.
UGACCAUCAUUAGCUUUAAGUAGUAAAAGCACACGUUUAAUACAGUCAAAGCAAAUUAUUCGUAUACUCGAGCAGAGCUUUCAUUCAUAAAGCCCAGCUGAUGGCAUUUUGGCGCCAUCAGUUGCCGCUUCGGUCGUGAGUUCGUUUGCUACGCAGCAUCCUUGUGCUGCUGUGUCGAGUGAAUAGCAAAUCAGUCGAAGACAGACAAUUGAAUAUACUGGAAGUGCUUGAAGUUUUACGCGCCCUGACUAGAACGACAAAGUCUCUACGCUUCUGUGUGAUUGAACAAAGUACGUGUAGGUGUUUUACAAAGCCGAACAUCAGCCAAACAAAUUGCGCCAAAUAAAAGAUAACCAUACCUGAGGCGAUACUCAGUUGCGAUAUUCGCACGCAUGUGAUUUUUGUACAGAGGCACGGAAGUGAAAUAAAUAAUAAUAUCAGUCAAAAAAAAUGCAACGAAUUUUGGCACAUCACUCAUACGCAAUGUCGUACCGCGUGCCGUGCGAAGCGUGAGAACGCGCGAUUUGUUUGCUUACCAUGUCCAUCCACUAAAGACGCCACAAGACAUUUGUCAGCCUUUGGCGCCACACGAAAUUAAGACAAAUCACGAGUGGUGUGGAGUUAACUGUAAGCGUGAAGUGAGUCGAGGCAGAGGCAUAGGCAGCAAGGCUGACGGCGUCAACGACCGCAACAUUACAAGCAAAGUCAAACCAUAAGAUGAAGCAACAACAAUUCACAAAGAUCACAAUAAAAGCGCUUGUUAGCUCAUAAUCAAGGAGAACCAUAUAGUUACAAACGUUUUCACGGAACAGCAGCAACAGAAUCUAAGCAGCUAACACUAAAUAGGGAAGCAGCAAAGGCGGUAAGAAGAGGGUGGUACAACUAUUUGCAAAGGCCACGGGGAGCACAACGCUUGGCAGCUCAGCAACGGCGAAAAUAGCUUUCAACUACAGCAGCGCUGUCGACUUCUUAAAGGCACAUUGUCAGCGUAGUCUCGUCAAUCACAACGUAAGCACAAAGCCAACAACAACAACAACACAAACUAUACAUCUAUUAACUACUGAGUGAGGCUAGAAAAUAAACGCUCUUCCCACAGUUGUCAGCUGUCACCGUUGGCAAACAGAGGAGUCAUAACCGUUAGCUCGCCGGUCCGCUAACGCCUCUACUCCAUAAAUUCAUUUGGCUGCAUUGGCUUAGCCACACACUACUCUGUUUCAUUUCGUUUUUGGUCGUACGAAAUAUUGCACAAAAAAUGCCUGUGGGUGGGCGCACAGCCGGCAAAUACGGAUAUUCCGACAGCAGCUACUACAGUGGCCAUUCCUAUAAAAGCAUCAACGAUGAAAUUAUUUGGGUGAGCAUCGGCAUGGGCGUCACUAUAAUUGUUCUAAUCACCAUAGCGUUGUGCUACAUCGCUUACGAGAAAUGCCACAAGAAACGUGAAUACUACAUUAAUGCAUAACGCGGUACCUUGGAGGCGGUGAAUUUCAAUAGCAACUGGCAGCCAAUUAUGGAAGCGAACGGCAUGCAGUGUCAUGUGGCACGCAACACAUGCAACGAGAGCCAAUUUGCAAAGAAGAUAGCCGAAAAUUAUGCGCAACACAAAAGUGCGCGCGAUAUGGAGGUGCCGCCAUAAAUGCAGAAGAUAAAAGUAGACCGAGCAGCGUAAAGCGAGUGUAUCGAAAAAACAUAGUUAAGUUUGCACAAAAUUGGCAUAAGUAGAAGUGCCACCUAGCGCCAACCACCAACCAACGACCGCAAACCGCUUGCUCCGUUCACUACAAGUGCACUUCACACAUCCACCUACCCACACAAAUACAAUGCACAUACACACACAUGCAGUAAUAAUUUGCGGUAUAUAAAGUUUGUAUGAUUCGCAUUUCGUAAUAUCUACGCCAAAAAGCGCCAAAUCCCCCACAAAAUUACAUUUUUCACACACACACAAUUGCAAAGCGCAGGAAGCAUUUGUGCUUGCAACCGGAAGCGCAUAAUGCCAAUGGCUUAGCCAUUUGCUUUACGCGGCUACUCUUAUUCUGGUCAUCAUGAAUGUGUUUUCCCGCUCGUACAGGAACAGCAAGCCAAUUCCCGUUGAGUUGGGGCAAAGCGUCGAAAUAAGGUAUAGAGGACAAUGGUGCAGUCAACCAUAUAAACAUAUUUACAUUGUACUCUGUGCAACAAUAUUACUUAAGCGUAUGAGUUUGCAAUGGCAAUUUAGAGAAUUUAUAAAAGCGGGUAUGAGCUGUACAAGGUGAGCUUAUUAAGCAAAAAUAAUACUCCCACAUUUUAAAAAGCUUUAAAUAAAAUAAGGUAAGGCCUUUGAAAAUUCGAUUGAAUUGAAAUUAAUUAAAAUUAAUUAAAAAUAAAAACGAUGAUAUUUAAAAGACCUGAAGACAUUACUUUAAAGCUGAAAUAUUAGUAAACGAAUUUUAAUAGGAAAUGUAGUAAUCUACUUAUACAUAUAUAUGACAUUCUGUUUUAAACAAAUAAAAAGUAUUUACUCUAUAUAAAUGUCAAUGAAGUUAUAUACUUAGUAUUGUAUUAAAUUCAAUAUUAAAUUUAUGUUUCUAAAAACUAUAACUAAAUAACUUGCUCUUAAGCCAACUACACGAUUUUUUGGACUAUGUGUGUGUAUUUAUCUUACGUGUAGUUAUUUUAUGAAAAAUACUUUAAAACAUGUUAAAAACACUAUACAAUAAUAAUUAUAAAAAAAAAACUUUAAAAAUUAUAUAUAAGCAAAUUUUGACAGGAUUUUUCCUAACUCAUCUGCAUAGUGUUAUUAAGAAGUUUGUGUUUGCUUUCAACUAUUUCACUUAACUACAUAUGUAUUUUACUAAAAUAUGUACAAAUAUCAAUUAACAUAACGGAAAAUGUGCUCACUUUCUUUGCUGUCCAAGCAUUUAAUACACAGAAAACCAACUUCUUUCUAAUUAACUAUACAGUUAGAGUCAGUUAACUGUUACCAACAGAUUUGUUUAGAACAAGUGUGUUACGGUUAAAACUUCGAAAGCAUCUUAUAACAUUUUUUUUUAAUAAUAAACACAAAAUAUGAAAAUAUAGAUGAAAUAAUAUGAAGCCUAACAUUUAAAAUUAAAUAAAAGUAAUCGCUCAAAAGAUUUAUGGUCUACUAUAGACCACUACUAGACCAGUUUCAAAAAUAUGACUCAAGCGCUCAAAUGAUCCUUUAUUAUAAUAACACUCCUCUACAUUGAUUUUGUUGCCCUAGAUCUGAGAUCAAUUUUGGAUAUAAUGGCGCUCACAAUUCAUGAAACUAUCAAAGAUUUUAUUGCUCUCGUUUAUUUUUAAGUCCUUAUUUACAUUUGAAAUUACAAAUAUUAAACAAAAUAACAGAAACAUUAAUAAUUUAAUUUUUUUUAAAUGACUUACAUCGAAGUAAGCAGCGAGAAAAAUGUCGAAAACAUAUAUUAAUUUCCAUAAAACUCCUUUUAUGAGCAAUUCUUUCAUAAAUUUCCUGUUGACAAGCCAGCAGUAUUUUUAAAAACAUCAAUGGCGUUCCCAUCCGAAAUCUUCGUGAAACCGCUUUCCCUGUUCCUCACUAUAAUUUCGUUGAUUAUCUGUAUAAAUAGCCAGUGAUUUGCGGAUAUAGUCUAACUUGACACAUAUUUAUUUGCUCCUAGCGUCGGAAAGUUUGUCGGCAUUUUCAAAUUUUUUUCAUAAUUUGGUGAUUUAUAGUAACCGAGGAAAUUUUCGACUACUUGUCGAAACUUUAUUUUCCGAUACAGUCAUAACCUUAAUUAAUUCUAUAUCUUUCAUCAAGUGCAGUAUUUGAGGAUCUUUAAAUAUAUCACAUUUCAAAUUUUCCUUACUAAGCUUCGGAAUGUUUCUAAAAAUGUGCUUACAACUUCACUGUUUUGAAAAAUUGCGUGAAGAUUUCGAAAUUGAUUACGUAAGUAACUUUUUCGUUGAUAUUUCAUUUAUUUGAAUACUUGAAGACUUCAAAAUUUGCUAAGAUCUUCUUUGUUGAGCUAAGUUAUAUUGAAUAUCCAAAGGCAAUGAUAAGCCCGUAAUAGCAAAACUCUAAUUAUGUAUAUUUCAAUUUAACUUUGGUACUCUGUUUUGAAUUUCUGCCCAGCCUUUUGCAUUUCUAGGUGUUGUAACUUUAUACGCAUCGUUUGUAGCUUUCUAAACACCGAACUAAAAAUAUUUGGCUCUUAAAAUGCCACCCUCGUACUGUGCGCAAAAUUUUUAAACGCUAUUUAUAGUAUAUCAAACAUGGAAAUGUAUAUAGAGAGAAUAAGCAAUUAGUACUUUGUAAAUUGUGUCAGCGUGUGCCCAUAAAAAUUCGCUGAUAUGACAAGCUUUACUAAAGUACCGUCAUGGUGCAGAAGCCAAAAACGUUAAAACGAGAAAUUAGCAAAUAUUUAAAGUGAUAUUAUAACAUAUAACUAUGUAUUCGGAAACUUUACUUUAGCUACCUUGUACACUAAGCGCUGUUAAACUGACUUAUAACCUUUUGAUGUUUUUCCUGUAAAGGUUCCUCCUUAACACUAUGUACUAUUUUAUACUUAGUCUCUAUUUGAGUCUCAAGAAAUGUGAACAUAAUUAGGCGUGGAUAUACAACCAUUAAAAUUAACUAGUUGUAUGUUACAAUGUGUGUUCGAGUAGCUGUAGCAAUCGAUUAGUAUUUCAUGUUACAUACUGUAGAUCUAGUAAUAGUAUCAUAUUAACGACUGUCUUAGCUGCCUGCCACAAGCUACUACUUAAAAGCAGUAAUAUGUAGACGGACUAUAAUCUUACUUACUUGCAUUAACACAUUAGACGCCAGAUGAGUUAAACCAAAAUCAAAUAUUCGCCAAUAAAAACACUUCAUUAGCACACACCAAAGAGGAUCACGAGAGCAAGGUUAGAAGAAGAAACUGUCUGAAGUGGAAAAAAGUAAAUUUAGUAAAUACAGGCAUAUGUACAUGUUUUACAUAUAAUAUUAUAAAGAGUCUACCAAUAAGAACGACGUGAUGUUGAAAUGAAAUAAAACACUCAAUUUUGGCCAAAAUGGGUUCAUUUUGUUUUUUUGUUAUGUUUCUUCUUUUGCUAUGUAGAUAAUGUUAUGCCAUUUAUGAUUUGAAAAGAAAAUAUCGACUCCGUUUAUAUAUCUCCACCCGUUAACGCCAUUUUUCCGUGAGCCGGUGCAACAUUUCGCUGAAAAUUCGGCUAUAGUGCGCUUUGCCUUUGAGCUCUUCGAACGUUGAUGGUUGAUUGGCGUAAACCCUUGAUUUAACAUACCUCCAGAGAAAAUAAUCUAGAGGCGUUAAAUCGCAUGAUCUUGGCGGCCAUUUGAUUGACUGGACUGAAAUUACUGAAAAAAUGGCAUUUCCUGUUUCAUUUCGAACGACAUUAGGCUCGAUCAUGAUGCUAUGCCACAAUCCGCACCAAGCAGUCAAUUUUUGGGGAUGCCUCGGAUUGGAAUCAUCUCAAUAGCAACAAUUUUGUUUGUUCACAAAAUCAUUAAGGCCAGAAAUGGGCCUCAGCUGAGAAGUGAAUUUUGUGCAUUUUUCGGAACACGUGAAUUUGCGUAAAAAUCUUGGGCAAUUUCCAAGCGUUGGGCCGAAGUGAAAAGUGACAUGAUGAAAUUGCAAAUCUUACUGAACACACUGACAAAAUUUGACACGAAUCCGUAAACAAAAAUGGUCGUCACUUGUUUUCAAAAUCACGUCAUUCCUAUUGGUAAACGCUGUAUAUAUGUAUGUACGAGUAUCUACCUUUUCAUUUGAACGCAUGAGAGCGCGGAUGAAAUAAACGAUAUAAUACUCUCAAGCAGCGUGGUAGAGUCCAACGGUUUUUUUUUGCCAGGCAACUCUCUAAGGAUGUUAGUAACAUUAAACCAAGUCGGAAAGAAGAAUGGAACUCAAUAUAGAAAAUGACGUUGAAAAGCAAACGGAAACAAUGUUGCUCUUAAUGUAAUCAGCUUAACAUCUAUCCAUGGAGCUGCGUGCGUGUUUUGUUGUAUGUAGGUACAUAUGUUGGUAUUAAGUGUUGUCAAGUACGUAAUGAGCUGCGGAAAUCAGUAUUGACAUCAUUAGCUGCCAACACCAGAAAAUGCAAAGCUCACUCUACCCUAAACAGCCUGUCACACGUUACAUAGUUACCUCUUAGAUUGACAUUUACCAUAGCAAAUUGUUUGUUGUCAAGUUCAACCGUUAUUUUUUGCAUUAAAGUAUAGAAUUACAACUUUUUAUCUCAUUUUACUUUUAAAGUGUUUUGUGCUCUGUCAGUCAGCUUAACUUACUCGUUAAUUGACAACGGCUUCUGGUAUGAUAAUACUUAUACAAUAUAUGGAAUAUGAGAGUUAUUUUGAGUCGACUGCUUGAUUCUUCUUGUGUUUUCUCAGAAAUUCCUGGUGAAAUCUUAUUUUAAAAAAGUGUGAAUGUCAUUUAUACAUUUUUGCGAAUUAGGCGUAGAUUUGAGGAAACUUUUUAUCUUAGAUAAUGCUCACAUUCCGAAAUAUAGUACAUCGUCAAUAUUCAAGAAAAAUUGUGCAAUCGCAUGUGAAAAGUACGGUCGGCCUUAUCAAAGCUAUAAGACCUUUUACAGAUGCAUUUCAUGUUGCAUAAAGGGUAUGAAAGGAUCUUCAUAUUGUGUUUGAUCGGUCAGUUUGUAUGGCAGCUAUAUGCCACAGGGGUGCAAUCGGAAAAAAAUGUUCGAAUAUUGUAAUGUUGCCUAUAACAAAUAUCUGUACAAAAUUGUAUGAAGUUAAUUUGCCAAAGAAAAAAGUUUUCCAUACAAAGACUGGAUUUUUAUGUGCUAGUUUGUUUGACAGCUAUAUGCUAUAGUACUCCGAUCUGAACAAUUUAUUCGGAUAUUAUUGCUUUGCUUCUGCCAAUAAUCUAUGUCAAAUUUCGUGAUGAUAUCUUGUCAAACAAUUUUUUUCAUACAAGAAUUUGAUUUUGAGUCAACAGUUUGUAUUACAGCUGUAUGAUAUACAUAGUAGUUUGAUAUUGGCGGUUCCGAUAAAUCUGUAGCUUCUAGGGGAGAAAAGAGAGUGCAAAAAAAUUUCAAAGCGAUAUCUCAAAUACGGAGGCACUAUUUUAUAUACAUAUAUGUAUAUGUAUAUCAACUAACAGAUGGAUAUAGCUCAAUCAAUGCAGCUCGUCAUGCUGAUCAUUAAUAUACAGAGUUUGUCCAGAAAGUAAUAGCACUAAGUCGAUUUAAAAAAAUAUUGAACUAACCGUUACAAUUCUUUAAAGACUUUCAAAAUAGGAUCCUUAUGCGUCGAUGCAGCGCUGCCAGCACGAUUUCCAAGCAUUGAAGUUGUCACAGAAGGCAUUGUCCGGAAUAGCCAUGAGAGCCGAGGUGCUUGCUGCUUGGAUCCCCUAUGUCGUCUCAAAAUGCUUGCUUUUCAUCGGGAUCAUAAUCAAAGAUCCAUGACUCGUCACCUGUGAUUACGUUAUUCAAAAAUUGGCGGUCAGUUUCAUACAUGUUCAAAUUAUCUUGGCACACUUCCACUCGCCGCAAGUCGUCAGUGAGCACUUUUGGGACCAAUUUCGCUCACACCCUGUGCAUGUGCUAGUACUCCGUCACAAUGUCAUGAACCGCGGAUUUUGCUAAAUUUAACAUCUGGGCAAUUAAACGAAUACUUAGUCGACGGUCUGAGUUCAAAACUUUGCGCACACGAGUCACAUUGUCGGUGUUUGUCGAAGUCGCAGGUCUCCCAGCACGGUCUUCAUCAGCGAUCUCUUCCCGGCCCUCCAAAAGCAAAAUGACAUUGAGACAUAUGACAAGAAAAAGUUGCACGCCAUUGGCAGGGCGAGCCAUAAGUAUCUGCGCUUUGGAUGUGCAUCUCCACAGCUCCAUUUGGAUACAUAUGGUACAUACAUUCGAUUUAUAGCCAAAGAACAAUAUUUUGCGACAAAGUCAAGCGUUAAAGCACACAUUCGCACACAUACACACAAGUAUAUGUGAAGAUAAUAUCGCUGAAUCAACCAUUAUACAGCAUGUAAAGUGUGCCACUGUGCGACAUCUCACAUACAUACAUACGUAUGUACAACUUUACUCUGGUCAAUCACGCCGAGCAUACGGAUAUGCGCCGAUGAUUGCACACACAAACAAACAGACAGUUGACCUGAUGUGACUGCACAUCCGUAUUUUACAGCUCCAUCCAUGGGUUUGGACAUGUACACACAAAUUGACACUCAAAUAUGGAAACAGUGAGUGGGAUGCAUCAGCAAAAAAAAUGUUGUAAUAACAAAAUAGUGAAAAUUGCAACAUCUUAUGAGCUUCGAAAAAGCGUCCACAGUAAACUUUCAACGUACGUAAUGCUACUGGCGCAUUAAUA